Messenger RNA from Anoplopoma fimbria (sablefish), 1611 nucleotides. RefSeq names its product neuronal acetylcholine receptor subunit alpha-7-like. The record is from RefSeq and is a predicted model, not a curated record. The transcript is spliced from 9 exons. Gene Ontology annotation, biological process: regulation of membrane potential; nervous system process; chemical synaptic transmission. Gene Ontology annotation, molecular function: acetylcholine-gated monoatomic cation-selective channel activity; transmembrane signaling receptor activity. Lineage: Eukaryota; Metazoa; Chordata; Actinopteri; Perciformes; Anoplopomatidae. Gene Ontology annotation, cellular component: postsynaptic membrane; neuron projection; synapse. Bases 1 to 1611 code for a protein of 536 amino acids.
AUGAAGUUUUGGGGACCAUGGUCGGUUGGAUUUUAUAUUUGCGUGGCCAUGCUUUUCAAAGGAUCCCUGCAGGGAGAACAUCAGAGGAAGUUGUACAAGGAGCUGCUGGCUAACUACAACCGACUGGAGAGACCUGUGGUCAAUGACUCAGCCGCCAUUCUUGUGGAGCUGGGGCUCACACUGCUGCAGAUCAUAGACGUGGAUGAGAAGAACCAAGUGCUGAUGACCAACGCCUGGCUGCAGCUGUACUGGACAGACAUCUACCUGAGCUGGAAUCCAGAACACUAUCCUGGUGUCCAAAACCUGCGAUUCCCUUCAGACCAGAUCUGGACCCCUGACAUCCUCCUUUACAACAGUGCGGACGAGCGGUUUGAUGCCACCUUCCACACCAACGUCCUGGUGAAUGCAUCAGGUUACUGCCAGUACAUCCCCCCUGGCAUCUUGAAGAGCACCUGCUACAUUGACGUGCGUUGGUUCCCCUUCGACGUGCAAAAGUGUGACUUGAAGUUUGGCUCCUGGACACACAACGGCUGGCUGCUAGACCUCCAGAUGCUGGAUGUGGACACAUCCAGCUACAUACCCAACGGGGAGUGGGACCUUGUGGGUGUGCCAGCCAAGCGCAAUGAGCUGUACUAUGAGUGCUGUAAGGAGCCCUACCCUGAUGUGACAUUCACGGUCACAAUGCGCCGCAGGACGCUAUAUUAUGGCCUUAAUUUGCUCAUCCCAUGUGUGCUGAUCUCUGGCUUGGCCCUGCUGGUCUUCUUGCUUCCGGCAGACUCUGGAGAAAAAAUUUCUCUGGGCAUCACUGUGCUCCUUUCGCUAACUGUCUUCAUGCUUCUGGUGGCAGAGAUCAUGCCUGCCACGUCCGACUCUGUUCCUCUCAUCGCCCAGUACUUUGCCAGCACCAUGAUGAUAGUAGGGAUGUCUGUGGUAGUGACAGUUAUAGUCCUGCAGUUUCACCAUCAUGACCCUCAUGGAGGCAAGAUGCCCAAGUGGGUUCGGGUGGUCCUGCUGAACUGGUGUGCCUGGUUUCUGCGUAUGAAACAGCCUGGCGAUGAUCGCAAGCGGCAAGGUUACAAGUACAGUCACAACUCCCAGCACCACUCCAGCACCGGCUCUAUGGAGAUGGGGGCUGUUCCCAGCCUCACUAUGCCCCUCUCACAGCCACCUUGCCAGACAGGCACGUCCAACGGUUCCAUGAGCCUCUACUUUGGCAAUUACCACCCCAUAGAAGGCUCACACUGCCCGCCUUCUAGCGACUCCGGGGUAGCGCUAGGGGGGCGUGCCCAUGGCUCCCCAAGUGAUGAGGCUGAGACAUCUGGAGGAGUUGGCAGUGGUAUCGGAGGCCUGGGGAUGGGAGUUGGACCUGGGUUGGGGGUCGGCAUCCCCCCACCAGAGAUCCAGCACAUCUUGGAGGAGGUGUCGUACAUAGCCCAGCGGUUCCGGGACAAGGACAGGGCUGAGAUCAUCUGCAGCGAGUGGAAGUUUGCAGCGGCGGUGGUGGACCGGCUGUGCCUGGUGGCCUUCUCUCUCUUCUCCAUCAUUUGCACCUUCACCAUCCUCAUGUCAGCACCCAACUUCAUAGAGGCUGUUUCCAAGGACUUCACAUAG